AUGGAAGCAGCAAAGUUAAAGAAAACUAAAGGUACUAUUAGUAAGGGGAAAAUAAAGAAAACUAUUAAAAACGUUAUAUGUCAACCAGAUGCCUCAUUUUGGCCUGUUACAUCGGAAUCUGAAAUAAGUGCAAUAGAUAGUAUUCUUAAAAACUACCGUGUUAAUAUUCCCAAUUUUAUAAAACCUCAUUGGAAUGAAAUAAAAUCUUUAAAAAAAGAUAAAAGACCAAGACCUCCUCCGAUUAGGAAAGUAGAUGGGUUACUUUUUGGUAUAUCAGAAUGCCAUGAUGCAAUUCAGAAUAAAAAAUGCUCAGCAGUUCUUAUAGAAUCCCUCGUAAAUCCUCAAAGCAUAGUACAACCAGUGAUUGAUGCAUGUGUUACAAUGAAUAUACCAGUAGUUUGUAUAGAAAAUUUAAGAAAUAUGUGUAAGGAAUAUUUUGGUAUUCAAACAAGUUGUCUGGGAAUUAAAACAGGCAGCAUGUUAGAUUUAAAUAAUAAAUUAGAAAAAAUAUCUCAAAACCAUAAACCAAAACUAAAAAUUAUUCCUAAAGAAACUUUGGAAAGUGAAAACACUAAAUGUAUUAAAAAUGAUGUGCCAAUGGAAGUUGAUGACAUCAAAUGCAGCCAAUAUUUGUAUAGAACUAGUAAAAAAAAUAGAAUUUUUGUACCAUCAAAUAAAGUUGAGGUAAAAGAUAAAAAUCAAUUUAAUGGUCAACAUUUUAUAAAAUUGUCUGAGCAAAGUGAAAUAAAAAAAGACAGCAAAGUCUUUAUGAAAAUGAUGCUGAAGAAAAUAUCUAAUAAUCCAAACAGGGUUAAGUUGAAAGAAAAAUUAAAG
Messenger RNA from Brenthis ino (lesser marbled fritillary), 834 nucleotides. The record is from the annotation of a GenBank genome assembly. NCBI's taxonomy places the organism in Eukaryota, Metazoa, Arthropoda, Insecta, Lepidoptera, Nymphalidae.